Messenger RNA from Stegodyphus dumicola, 762 nucleotides. RefSeq names its product N-terminal methyltransferase (gene Ntmt). The record is from RefSeq and is a predicted model, not a curated record. Gene Ontology annotation, biological process: N-terminal protein amino acid methylation. Lineage: Eukaryota; Metazoa; Arthropoda; Arachnida; Araneae; Eresidae. Gene Ontology annotation, cellular component: cytoplasm. Gene Ontology annotation, molecular function: N-terminal protein N-methyltransferase activity.
UUGUUCUGCUUCCCAUUUGCGCGGUAAACAAAGAUAAUUUUAAGUUAACGAUAUUUGAUAUGUGUGACGAAAUGACAGAAUCUGAUUUUUAUGCGAAAGGUAAAAGUUAUUGGGAAACUAUUCCGGCUACCAUAGAUGGAAUGCUAGGAGGACAUUCAAGUGUUUUAAAUGCAGAUAUCCGUGCUUCAUCGAGGUUUUUAGAAGAUUUUCUGGAAGACAAAAAACAACCUGUUGGGAAAGAACGAGCUCUUGAUUGUGGAAGUGGAAUAGGACGUGUUACAAAGCAUCUCCUUGCGAAAUUUUUUACAACUGUUGAUAUGGUGGAGCAAAAUAAGGAGUUUUUAGAUGCUUCUCAUGUUUACUUAGACCAAGAAAAUAAGAGAGUUUGUAAGAGAUUUAACUAUGGUUUACAAGAUUUUAUACCUGAUGAAAAACAUUAUGAUGUAAUAUGGUGUCAGUGGGUAACAGGACAUUUAACAGAUGAUGAUUUUGUAUCAUUUUUAAAAAGAUGUAAAAAUGGUUUGAAAGAUAAUGGUAUUAUAGUUAUAAAAGAUAACUUAUCAUCUGGAGAAAUAGAUACAGAUCAUGAAGAUGGAUCAGUCACUAGACCCAGAGAACUUCUUGUAAGCCUCUUUAAGAGAGCAAAUCUGACUUUACUUGCUGAAAGAAAACAGUAUAAGUUUCCUAAAGGAUUGUAUCAAGUAAAGAUGUUUGCUCUACGGUAGCAUAUAGAUAAUAAAAUUUAGCUAAUUAUUGUUUUAA